AUGGCUAGUAAUCGCUUUUUCCUCCGUGAGGGCUCCUCAUCAAGCGAAGAAACCAGUGAUGAUGAACAACAAGUACAAGUUCAAGCAGCAAAAAAGGGUGCCGGCAAAGGUGUAGCAAAACAUACUCCUAAGCCAUACCUUGAAGUAAGUGAAGAUGAAGAAGACGUUAAACGUGUUGUACGAAGUGAAAAAGAAAAACGAUACGAAGAAAUUGAAGAAAUUAUCAAGAAAAUAAAACACGCAAUGCGUAUUCGCGAUAUUGGCUUGGUCUAUGAAUGUUAUGAAAAUUUAAUAAAAGCAUUCGACAAAGCCAGACGAGUUUUGGAAAAAGAUCAAGGUAUUCCAAGACCAUUUAUAAAAAUAUUGGCACAAAUGGAUGAUUUCGUUAAUACAUGUUGGAGUGAUCGAGAAUGGCGUGAAACGCUUACUAAAAAUAAUUCAAAUAAUUUAAGCGCAUUACGGCAAAAAAUUCGUCGAUAUUUAAAACAAGGAACAUUGGAGAAAGAAAUCAAUGCCUAUCGUGAAAGACCUGAUGUUGCUGAUGAAGAAGUACCUGAACGUGAAGCUUCACCAGCCCAUGAAGGUUCUGAGCGUGACGAAGAUGAAGAAGACGCGGCAGUAGUUGCACCAGCAAAAGCAAAACCGCAAGAGGAUGAUGACAGUGCAUCAAGUGAUGAAUCAUGGGACCAAACUGACGGUGAAUCUUCGGAUAGUUCAAUUGAUAUCGAUGCACCAAAUGAAGAACUUUACAAAAAAUUUUUGAAAUCGGAUAAACCUGAAAAAGAAAAAAGUACUAAGAGCAAAGAUGCAGCUAGUACUAAGCGUGUAGCAAAACAACGUCGAGCUGAAGCUCUGACUGAACAACUCGAUGAUGACGAUGACGACAGAGAUGGUGGACCUCGACAAGAUGUUCAAAAACUUGUUUCGUUUGCCAAAGAUGAAGAAAUAACACACGAAGCUAUUUUGAAAAAACUUAAUGAAGUAAUUGCUAUGCGUGGUAAACGUGGUACAAAUCGUCGUGAUCAAUUGGAAUGUUUAAAACUUCUUCGAUCAUAUGCUGAAAAACAAAAUUUAGGUGUCGGUAUUGAUAUCAAAAUUCUAUUAAUACAAAUUGCUGUUAGUUUUGAUUAUCAUCACAAGGGUAAUGAAUGUUUAAAACCAGAAACAUGGACACGCGCACUCGAAUAUAUCGAAGAAUUAUUAACUUUAUUGACUAAACAUGAACAAGUUCAAAUCAGUGAAAAUAUUAGUGAGGAAGCAGAAAAUCUGAAAAAAGAACCAGACUAUCGUAUUCAUGGCGAUGCAAUAACAAUAAUUCUUAAAAUGGAUGAAGAAUUUACAAAAAUCUUACAAAAUGCUGAUGCUCAUAGUCAAGAUUAUGUUGAACGCUUGAAAGAUGAAUUACGUGUAUGUUCCAUUAUUGACCGUUUAAAAUUAUACUUAGAAUCAAAAGCAAACAAUCAAGUAAUGAUAAGCAGUGAUUCUGAAGCUGGUACAGUUCCACUUGUUCAAGCGCAACAUUUAUGUACAGCAUAUAUGUGUGUUAUUGAACAUCUCUAUUAUAAAUAUGAUAAAACAGCAGGAAAACCGUCGGUUGCUAUUAUCGAUCGUCUUUGCAAAUUUAUUUAUGCCAAAGACACAUUGAAUCGUGCACGUGCUCGUGCAAGUCUUUGUCAUGUUUAUCAUUUUGCAUUACACGAUCACUACUAUGAAGCUCGAGAUUUAAUGUUAAUGUGUCAUAUGCAAGAUACAAUAGCAACAUCGGAUGUUGCGACACAAAUUUUAUAUAAUAGAACUAUUGUUCAAUUAGGUUUAUGUGCUUUUCGUUUUGGUGCAAUACGUGAAGCACAUCAAGCAUUAGUUGAUAUGCAAUCGGGUAAUCGCGCUAAAGAAUUAUUAGCACAAGGAGUUCAAAUGAUACGUAAUCAAGAACGAACACGAGAUCAAGAAAUGAAAGAACGACAACGUCUAUUACCAUUUCAUAUGCACAUUAAUUUAGAAUUAAUUGAAUGCGUUUAUCUUGUAUCAGCUAUGUUAAUUGAAAUUCCAUUUAUGGCUUCUCAUGAAUAUGAUGCACGAAAACGUCCAAUUAGUAAACAUUUUCAUACACAAAUGCGCCAAGCAGAAAAACAGCCUGUCUUUGGACCGCCGGAAUCUAUGCGUGAACAUGUUGUCGCUGCAAGUCGAGCAAUGAAGACAGGCGAUUGGAGUGCAUGUGUCAAUUUUUUGAUUAAUGAAAAAAUGAAUGGCAAGGUGUGGAAUUUGAUGCCACAAGCUAACGAAGUACGAAAAAUGUUAAUCGAUAAAAUUAAAGAAGAAUCUUUACGUACUUACUUAUUUACUUACGCUACUGUUUAUGAUGCAAUUUCCAUGUCAACCCUAGCUGAUAUGUUUGAAUUACCGGUUAAACAAGUUUAUGGUAUUAUCAGUAAAAUGAUUAUCAAUGAAGAACUUAUGGCUUCACUCGAAGAACCCAAUCAAACUGUUGUAAUGCAUCAUACAGAUCCAUCAAGAACGCAAGCACUUUCACUUCAACUUGUUGAAAAGGUCUUUCAAUUAUAUGAGCAAAAUGAAAAAUUAGUUCAUUUUCGUAAUGGUGAACCAAACUUUUAUUCAAGACCCAAUCAACAACCACAACAAGGUCAACAACGUAAUCAAGGUACAAGUGGUGGUGGUGGUGGUGGUGGUGCUGGUGGUGGCGGUGGCGGCGGUGGUGGUGGACAAAAUUGGAAUCGUACACAACGAUCAGGAACAAAUCGGGCGUAUUAA
Molecule: messenger RNA, 2769 nt
Organism: Rotaria socialis
Lineage: Eukaryota; Metazoa; Rotifera; Eurotatoria; Philodinida; Philodinidae
Source: the annotation of a GenBank genome assembly